This is a messenger RNA of Scutellospora calospora, 128 nucleotides long. NCBI's taxonomy places the organism in Eukaryota, Fungi, Glomeromycota, Glomeromycetes, Diversisporales, Gigasporaceae. The record is from the annotation of a GenBank genome assembly.
AAGCUAUAUAUACUUUUGAAAAUAAUGAUAAUGUCAAUAUUAAUACUAAUGAAGAUGAAGAAAUUACUACUAGUAGCUCAGAUUUUUUAUUUGCAAAUCAAGUAGAAAGUGCUGAUACUAAUUUAUAA